Messenger RNA from Cottoperca gobio, 4637 nucleotides. RefSeq names its product GRB2-associated binding protein 2 (gene gab2). Lineage: Eukaryota; Metazoa; Chordata; Actinopteri; Perciformes; Bovichtidae. The record is from RefSeq and is a predicted model, not a curated record. The coding region runs from base 333 to 2363 and encodes 676 amino acids. The transcript is spliced from 10 exons. Gene Ontology annotation, biological process: signal transduction. Gene Ontology annotation, cellular component: cytoplasm. Gene Ontology annotation, molecular function: transmembrane receptor protein tyrosine kinase adaptor activity.
GAUACUUCCUCACCCUGCAUCAGUUGAGUUUCCCCGCGGCUCCUCGUCAGCUGGCCGUGCGUAAUUCCCCAAGAGUCGAGGUGCACUGUUUUUUUCUCUCUCCCCAACUGGGGUUUUGCGCUCUGGUUGUUGCGCACAGUACCACCAGGAGAGACUGGCAACAUCCCCGACCAGCACUACUUUGAUUUUUAUCAAAUGGGGGGAACAGACUGCACCAGCAGUGACAGCCAAACGCCGACAGUACUUUGAACAGACAAGCCUUCAGGAGACCGUCAUGUACUAGUGACAGACGGCAGUUGUAGAGCAAGAGGAAACAGCAGACACUGACAAACAUGAGCGGCGGAGAAAUCAUCUUCCAAGGGUGGCUGAGGAAGUCACCACCGGAGAAAAAACUGAGGAGAUAUGCAUGGAAGAAACGCUGGUUCAUACUUCGCAGCGGCCGCAUGAGUGGUGACCCUGAUGUACUCGAGUACUACAAGAACGACCACUCCAAGAAACCCAUCCGGGUCAUCGACCUGCACUGCUGCGAACAGGUGGACGCUGGCCUGACCUUUAAGAGGAAGGAGUUCCAGGACAGCUUUGUGUUUGACAUCAAGACCUCAGAUCGCACUUUUUAUCUUGUGGCUGAGACUGAGGAGGAGAUGAACAAGUGGGUCCGCUCCAUCUGCCAGCUGUGUGGGUUCAACCAGUCAGACGACAACCACGAUGGCAGGUUACACCAUAUGCCCCGUUCUGUUGGAGCAGAUGUCACCGGCUCAAUGGCUCCCCUGACUGGAGAACGCAAGACUUCUGCCCCCAUCCACUCCAGCCAGCCAGUGCUCUUCACCUUUGAUGUGCCUGUGCGCCACUCACACCAUAGCUCCCUGACCAACAGUGCACCCCAGGACUACCUCCUCCUACACCAGUGCAUGAGCAGGAAGACAGAGAGUGCACGGAGUGCCAGUUUCUCCCAGGCCACACGAAGCAAUCUGUUUGUGGGGAGCGACUCGGUGCAGAAACUCUCCCAUGGCUUUUCCCAUUGUCUGAAUGGCAUGGGUGCUCAGUUGCACGGCUUCUACAGCCUGCCCAAGCCCGGAAAACACCAGUUACAGGGACACGAGGACUCCCAGGAGGCCUGUUACGUGCUUCCGCGAGGUUACAGCUCGGAGGCACCGGCUCACAGCGGACUGGGUGAGCCUGAGCUGGAGAACGAGGAGGUUUACACCUUCAAAACGCCCUGCAAUACACUUGCCACCAUGCACAGCAACGAACGUCCACAUGACAAUUACGACCUUCCCACAACACCUGGCUCCUUCUACCAGAUACCCCGGACGUUUGAUAAGAAUCACAAUGCCUUGACACCCUCCAGCUCUGAGUCAUCCUGUGCUCCUCCUCCCAGGCCCCCUAAACCUAGCCAGGGGUCAGAGGGGCAUUGGGGGAGUCCCCAUUCAGUAGGGAGCCAGAACGGAGAUGUGACGUCUGCGGUGUCGGUUAUCCCACGCAGGAAUACUCUCCCUGCUGUCGAGAACAUCAGGCUGCACAGAGGCUCCUCCUUUGAAACUAACAGCCAUCACCGUCCCAUUCAUUUCAACAACUCAGGCCAGUCUGUUGAGUCUGUCAAUGAUGGGUUCAGCUCCUACCUGAGAUCCAAGACGCCUCUGACUCGCUCAGACAGCGGCAACUCGGAUGACAACUAUGUGCCCAUGAAUCCUGGCUCCUCGCCACUCAGUGCUGCCCAGGCUGACAGUCCUAAGAAUAUCUACAUCCCGAUGAGCCCUGGGCCACAUCACUUUGAUUUCCCAGGAUUCUCUGCAACAUUACCUGCCCGUAAGGGGAGCAGCGCGUCCCUGUGUCACCGGCCCAGCCGCCUCAGUGAUGUCACACCACCACCUAUCAACCGCAACCUCAAACCUAACAGGAAAUCGAAGCCAACACCUCUUGAUUUGAAGAACAAUGGGAUCAUUGAUGAGCUGCCAUUUAAGAGCCCAGUCACCAUGUCCUGGACACGGCCCAUGCCUGCUAUGAACUCCAUGUCCUCCCAGCAUUGUCGACCCAUCUCUACACAAAGCAUCACCAGCACUGACUCCGCAGACAGUGAAGAGAAUUAUGUGGCUAUGCAGAACCCAGCGUCUACCUCCCCAGCCGUGAGCGGUACCAGCAGCCCGGCCCCUAGGAAGUGUGGCAACGUGGACUACCUAGCGUUGGACUUCCAGCCUGGGUCACCAAGCCCACACAGAAAACCCUCCACAUCCUCGGUGACCUCUGAUGAGAAGGUGGACUACGUGCAGGUCGACAAGGAGAAGACACAGGCACUGCAAAGCACCAUGCAAGAGUGGACCGAUGUGCGGCAGUCUACUGAACCUGCUAAGGGGGUCAAGUCCUGACACUGACCUGUACAAAACAAUGACAAAAAAAAAAAAACUAAACAAAAACCCAACCUUAAGUCAAGCAUCUCUAUGAUCAUGUUUUUAUCAUUACUAUGAAAACUAGUUAGGCUUGUUUAAGACUGAAGAAUUUGGACAAAAAGCCAUAACCUAUCCUAUGCCUGUUCUCUGUGAUGAUUUUUUACUGCAAUGCACUGUUAACACGCAGGAUAUCAGGCCAUACAGUCGGAGCGCCCUGCCAAAGCUCUUCAUGCAGACUGUUGUAUAACAGUCUAUGGACAAUUGAUAAUGUGUGUAAAAAUAUCAUCCUUACUCAUCAAUCCAUCCUUUAUAAAUGAAUUGUUUCAUCAAAUUUGUCCCAUCCACCCCCUCUGCAACAGUAAAAGAGUUUGCAUCUAGCAGGUAAUAUACCCAAUUGAUGCCAUUUAAAAGAGUAGCAGAGGCUAACUGGUCGAUAACCAUAUUAAUAUACUGUAAGAGAACGCUUACUGGUCUCAGGAAUGCCAAGAUGCACUCCAAUUUUGGCAUGCAGGCAGACUCUCUCUUUUCCCUUCAAUCUAUCAUUUGUGCUGAGUCUUGCAGAAGCAGUGAAGAGAUUAUUUUCACUGCGGGCAAUCAUUUCAGCUUAGCAGUGCAUGUCUGGUAAGAGGAGGAGGGGGGGGGGAUACAGCCUUACAAAUGCGUAAAGGCCCGUGUCAGAAGCCCUAAUGAUAACUGCACAUGGCUGUAGCCUCGGUUUCAAUUAAGCAUGAGCCCAAACCAUGUUUAAAAGCUGUCGGGCUGCGUGGAAUGCCAAUUAUUUCAAUGCAGGUACAAACCUAACAACCGGCGACAAGAAGAAGUAUCUUGAGUCUAUGUAGGUUUGAGUUCAGCUGUCAGUUCACUUCAGGUAAUGUUUUAAUACAUUUCAUUCUAAAUGUGCACUGACCAAGAAAGAUUAUUGAGUGGGAUGAAGUAAAAGAUAAAGCAGGAGGUGUACUUUCCAAGGAGUUCAGAUUACCCCUCUCUAUUUCUCUCUCUAGAGACCACAAAGACAAGCUAAGUAGAAGGAUAAUAGCAUAUUUAUGUUUUCCAGAAUUCAACCAUUCACUGAUGUAUGUCUCUGGUCUUUGAUAUUCCACACACUACAGCUAUGUCUUUUGAAGAGUAAUUGUUUCCUGUAUGUAAAUUAUUAAUAGAAUGACAUAUUUGCAGCACAUAGUGUUGACUGUUUGAUGCACUUGUCUGAGACAAAAGGUGCACUGCAGGAAUGUUACAUUGUGCUUUUCCUGCAAAGGCAACCUGCCACAAUGAAGAUUUGCCAGGGAUCAUAGUUAAAAAAUGGUUUAGGAAAGAAUGUUUUCUUAAUUUCCUAAACUCUUUUUUUGUUUUGUUUAAUUUGCCUUAUAUUUUCAUUUCAGUUUUGACUGUAAAUUUUGCCUUGGAGAAAUUGAAUUGUUCACAAUAUUAUUCAAGUGAGAGCCAUAUUGUAUUUAGGACAACUGAAUGAUCAGUUUCUAGUUCAACUUAAGUCCAGUAUUUCAUUGUGGGCUGGAACCACUGAAGGGUGAAUAACCUAUUUGAUCUUUCUAUGAAUAGUGUGGCCAUGCAGUGCUCGAUGGUAUUAUUGAUUAUUUCAUUAAGAUUUACUUCUUAAUGUUUUUCUACCAUUUUUACUGCUUUUUGUAUUCUUUUUAUCAUUAUUUUUUACUGAUACAUGUAAGCAAGUGAUAUUCAUAAGGACGGGGUCAGGCUAAAUUAAGUUAAGUUUGUUACAGCGUGUAUUUUUUUUUUUUUCAUUCCUAAAUUGAAUUUUAUGAUCUAUACAUGAAAUGGGGAGGCUGGCAGUUUGAGUUGCACUGGCAAAGCCCUUCCCGGGUGAACUGUGAUUCACAAAGAGCGAGAGCAUGAGAGAAAAGAAAAGACUGAAGAAAAGCCUGUCUCCCUGUCAGUCUCUGAAGUGAAAUGGAUGUGUAAUUUAUUAUCUAGAGAUACCCGUUGUAAGCAGAAGAGCUGUGUAUGUGUUGUGGUAGAUUGUGAGUUGUAGUAUGUUAAAUGACAGCCUGACUGGGCGAGAUUGAAAACACUGCUCAGACUGUCACUGGGUUGACGUACUGUACUAGUAGAGAUCAUUUUUUAAACCACUGUUAUUGCUACUACUGUAAAGCAUUUGCAGAUUGCUUGUGUGUUAAUUUAUUAAUUUAUUGUGCAUUUUGCAGUUGAUAUUUGUAAAAAAAAAAGGAAAACGACAACAACCAAACAAGGAAACCUUCUCUCUACUAACAUUGAUGUAUG